AUGAUUGACCAACUCGUGCACUCGGAGAUGGAUCUCUGUGAGAUGUUGAACAUGAUGAAGCUCGCUGAGCAGCAAUAUGUCGUGAAAAGCACGCAAAGAGACCAAGCAUCAAGUCCACAGGUCGACAACGGAGACACUGCCAUGACCGACGAUCACCAAUCCGAUACAGCGUCAGAGUACUCAACGUCAAGCUCUCAAUCCACCACCGUCGAAUUCUUCGGCUGCGCGUUCCUCCAGGCCGUACAAGCUCAAAUGGAUACCUUCCCAGACUCAGGCAGCCAGUAUCUCGAAACCAUAUUCGCCCAUCGCGAAAUCUUCAUGUCCCUUCCGACCGCGCACCCGCAAUGUUCGCGAGGCUUCAGUGAUAUGGCGUAUACUUUAGAGCAGCAGGCUUGGAAAGAAGAACGGGCUGCGGAUAAUGUUGCUGUUGCGGCGUUUCGCCAUGAAGCAUGGUCGAUUGCAGCAUCUUUGAGAGAUGUCUCGUCCCAACAGUUGCUUCAGGGCAACAAGACUCGCCCUCAGUCAGGCUCGGUAUGCCACAUGGCUCCGAUGUAA
Molecule: messenger RNA, 555 nt
Organism: Pleurotus ostreatus (oyster mushroom)
Lineage: Eukaryota; Fungi; Basidiomycota; Agaricomycetes; Agaricales; Pleurotaceae
Exons: 5
Coding region: 1-555 (184 amino acids)
Source: RefSeq, a predicted model, not a curated record